GAAAUGUUGCUGUGGCUCAAUCUCAUGGAUCCAGACCUGGUCAAGCUAUGAUGCUGUGGUAGCGUCUUUAUGGGGAAAAUAUUUGGGCGCAUUAUGUUGAUGAGCUAGAACGUUUGAAUAAGGAUUUUAGGAAAAUGUUGAGUGAACACGCAGAAUUUGAGGCAAUAUCUUUGGAAGAUGUUGGUACUGCAUCUGAUGGAACUAAGAAGGAGCUUGCAGAUUUUAUUUAGGUUGGAUGAUGGACUGGUAAUUGAAACAGUCGUCAUAAAAGCUGCAGAUAUUAUGGUGCAUGAGCAGGAUCUUCAUUUUAGUCCUCGCAAUCUUCAUUUUAGUCCUCGCAAGGUCACUGUUUCUACAAGCGGGCUUGUCCCCCAGUUGAAACGUUUCCUUCAUGAAUCCAAUUGUGCUUUAGCUGUUAGUCUGAAUGCGACAGCUGAUGAGGUAAGAAACUGGAUCGUGCCAAUUAACCGGAAAUACAAUUUAGGCUUGCUUCUUGACACCCUUCGGAAGGAACUCCAAUCCAUAAAGAAUUGCGAAGUUUUGUUCGAGUAUGUGAUGCUUGCAGGAGUAAAUGACAGGAGACGGUGAGGGUAAAUGCUGGUUUUGGGACUGGAAGAGUUGUAAGGUUUUCAGGACAAGUGUCAUGAGGGUGUGUGCAUUGGGUGCCAUGAG
This is a messenger RNA of Jatropha curcas, 672 nucleotides long. The record is from RefSeq and is a predicted model, not a curated record. NCBI's taxonomy places the organism in Eukaryota, Viridiplantae, Streptophyta, Magnoliopsida, Malpighiales, Euphorbiaceae.